This is a messenger RNA of Heterocephalus glaber (naked mole-rat), 2959 nucleotides long. It is a transcript of the gene Vax2, whose product is annotated as ventral anterior homeobox 2. The record is from RefSeq and is a predicted model, not a curated record. Lineage: Eukaryota; Metazoa; Chordata; Mammalia; Rodentia; Bathyergidae. Gene Ontology annotation, biological process: neuron differentiation; regulation of transcription by RNA polymerase II; brain development. Gene Ontology annotation, molecular function: RNA polymerase II cis-regulatory region sequence-specific DNA binding; DNA-binding transcription factor activity, RNA polymerase II-specific. Gene Ontology annotation, cellular component: nucleus.
GCCGCAGGCUCGGCCGGCCAAGGUUGCCUCGGCGGCGGAGAAGGCGGCAGUGGCGGCCGGCAUGGGCGAUGGAGGCGCGGAGCGAGACCUCGGCCCCGCGCGCCGGGCGGAGUGUGCUGGCGGCGGUGGGCGCCACGGGGACCUCGGUGGAGCGGAGGACUUGGGGGCUGGUGGAGGUGGCCGAAGCCCAAGGGAGAUUGCGGGGACCUCGGCUUCCAGUCCCGCCGGCUCCAGAGAGAGCAGCGCCGACAGCGACCUGCAGCUUGGGCCCGGCGAGGCAGACCACUGCCGCCGCAUCCUGGUACGAGAUGCCAAGGGGACCAUACGAGAAAUCGUUCUGCCCAAGGGCUUGGACCUGGACCGACCCAAGCGGACCCGCACAUCCUUCACUGCCGAGCAGCUGUACCGCCUGGAGAUGGAGUUCCAGCAUUGCCAGUAUGUGGUGGGGCACGAGCGCACCGAGCUGGCCCGCCAGCUGAACCUCUCUGAGACCCAGGUGAAGGUCUGGUUCCAGAACCGCCGCACCAAGCAGAAGAAAGACCAGAGCAGAGACCUGGAGAAGCAGGCGUCCUCCUCUGCCUCCAAGGCCUUUGCCACCUCCAGCAUUCUGCGGCUGCUGGAGCAGGGCAGGCUGCUCUCUGUGACCAGGGCACCCAGCCUCCUGGCACUGACCCCCGGCCUGCCAGAUCUGGCUGCUGGCCACAGGGGCACCUCCUUGGGUGACCCCAGGAACUCUUCUCCAUGUCUCAACCCUCUGUCCUCAGCCUCGGCAUCCCCCCCGCUGCCACCCCCUCUGCCAGCCAUCUGCUUUUCCACAGCCCCGCUUCUGGACCUGCCUGCCGCCUAUGAACUGGGAUCCUCAGCCUUUGAGCCCUACAGCCGGCUAGAAAGGAAAGAAGCCAGUCCUGGUGGUGGUGGUGGCAAGAAAGCUAACACAUAAGACUCCCACCCUUACGUGACUCUGAGUCCCCAGCACAGCACCAUCCCAGCCUCCUGGGCCCAGAGGAUUGCACUGAGCAGGUCCUUCAAGGAGGGCAGCAGCGGCAGCCCCCUCCCCACCUGUCCUCAGGUCAAGACUCGAACGAAUGGCCUUGGUCCCACAGCUUGUGUGUGUGAGUGCAGUGUGUGUGUGCAUGUGUGUGUGCAUGUGUGUUGUGCAUCUCUCACUGAAAUAAAGGAAAACAAUGACAAGAAGGGAAACAGUCCCUGCAGCACCACCUCAUUCCCUUCCAUUCCCAUCCUCACUGCAAAGGAAAAUGGCUUAAGAGUGAGGAGGACCUCAAAUGGGACAGGGUAGAAACUGGGGCCACAGGGAGGUCAGGGCAUCCACAUCUGUGGCUCAGCAGGCCUCAGAUUCCCACUCCUAUGUGGGCAUCCAGCCAGGUACUCCAAGCACCCAGUACCAAUAUCAGUGCUUUCUUGCAAGCUUCUCUUUCUAACUGAAAAAUAUUUGAGAGGGGAAAACAGCAAGUCCUUCAAGAGAAUGAAUGAUGCAAGGUGAGACCAGGUCUGAUGAGAGGAAGAAGGGCAUGCCAGGUAAGCCCAGGCCAACCCCCAGUGUCUGGAGAGGGCCUGUCCUCAGUGAACAAUGCAGCAGGAAGCACGUUCUAAAAAGCUUUUUGCUCAAGGUAUUUUCGUUUAGCUUUUAUUCUACAAUAAUUGUAGAUGUAUAAGAAGUUGUAAAGAUAGGGCAGAGGAUUCUUCACCUGAUUUCUCCCAAUGGCUGUACCUUCUAAAACUAGUAUAAUAUCAAACCGGGAAAUUGACAUUGGUAUUGUGUGUUUAGCUCUGUGUCAUUUUGUCACCUGUGUAGAGUAUAGAACCACGACACAAUCAGGGUGCAGAAUAGUUCCAUCACCCUCAUGCUGCCCCAUCUAGUCACCUACUGCUGCCCUCAACAGAAUUCUUUGACAAAAUGGGAAUUGUGUUAGAGGAACCAGAGACCUGAAAUGGGUACUCAGCCAGAGGAUGCAGGUUGAGGGUUGGGCCAUUGGGAAGGAAAAACAAGCAGUCUGUUGCAAGCUGCUCUGAGAACACAGUUUCAAAUUGGCUGCCUUGCUCAAGUCACCUGGAAUGGGGUGCUGCAAGAUAGGAAUCCCCACAGCAGCUCCUCGCCCUUCUGCAUAAGUGCUUACAAUGUGGGAAACCUUGAGUCUGGAAUGAGACAUAGGGGUGCCCAGGUAACCUUGGGUUGGGGCCGUCCAGCCACCUCUGCAUUUAUUCUGCCUUGCUCACCACAGUUAAGCUAUGCUCUGGCAGCCGUGGGGGAAAUACAGCUGCUUUGGAAAGAAGGGGGCUCCUGGGAAGCAGCCGUGAGUCCUGUGUGGAACACAGGUGAGGCUCUGGGCAUAGUUUGAUCUGUAAUUUCAAAUAUUUAGAUAUGCAAUAUGUGGACCUCCAUUUGUACUCUCUGUCGCGGGCUGAGAAUGUCAAGGUCCAAGGGUCAGACUGAGAAACCAGCCCUGCUUCUCAGAGGAUUCUCAAUAGCACGAGAUAGGUGUAAGAAGACCCAGGUCUGAUGGAAGAGACACAGACUUAGCUUGGAGCUCACACCAGUGGCAGCAACAUGAGAGACCUGUCCUAAGGUAGGUGCUGGGGAAUCCAGGAAGGCUUCUGUAGGAGGUAGCAGUGAUGCUGACCAGGAGAGUAUCCUCUACCGAUGGUGGGAAAAGUCAGUGAUAGCUUGGUGUAGGGCAAGGUGCAGAGUAUUGUGUAGGGUAGGUGCAGAGUGGGAGACAGACAAGGAGAGGCCAGUCUGCCAGAAAGUGGAGGGAAACCAGGAAGACAGAUGGGUGUGGGAGUGUUAAGACGGAUUCACACUCAUAUGCACUGUGGGCAGAGGAACGGCCGAGCACAGAGGUCAGAGAAGCUGCAUUCCUGCUCUGCCCUUCUCCCUCACCACCCCCCAGCUCCCAGGUAGCCAGCCACCUCCCAGGUCUGCACACCCUUCCUGUGGGGC